Dioszegia hungarica is the source of this 2691-nucleotide messenger RNA. Its product is annotated as kinase-like domain-containing protein. The transcript has 12 exons. Gene Ontology annotation, molecular function: 1-phosphatidylinositol-3-kinase activity. Gene Ontology annotation, biological process: autophagy of peroxisome; phosphatidylinositol-3-phosphate biosynthetic process; endocytosis. Lineage: Eukaryota; Fungi; Basidiomycota; Tremellomycetes; Tremellales; Bulleribasidiaceae. Gene Ontology annotation, cellular component: phosphatidylinositol 3-kinase complex, class III, type II; cytoplasm; phosphatidylinositol 3-kinase complex, class III, type I. The record is from RefSeq and is a predicted model, not a curated record. Bases 1 to 2691 code for a protein of 896 amino acids.
AUGGCAACAGAUCCAUCGAGGGAUAAGGAUUACUCGUUUGCCCGACUUGCAGACCUCAAAGACAUCCAUGUGACCCUCAAGAUUACCGCUCUAGAGGGCAAGAUACCAAAGCGAUCCUACAAUGAGAUCCUGGAGAAGCCAGAGCUCCAGUACACGGGCGGCCAGGAUGAUGAGCUCUCGGACCUCUACGUGACUUGUCAGCUCUGGGCGGAUGGAAAGGACUAUACCCUUCCUUUUAGGACGCCAUGGAAGAGUUUCUCGUCCAAGUAUACCUGGAAUCAAAUGAUCAUUCUCCCCAUUACUUAUCCGUCGCUCUUGCUUUCUUCCCAGAUCACCUUGACGGUAUGGGAUGUACAGGGAGCGGGACGAGCGGUACCGGUGGGAGGAACUACUAUGAAGCUCUUCACUGAGAAGCGUACGCUUCGAAGGGGUCAACAGCGGCUGUUCAUGCAUCGCGGGGUCGAGGCGGAUCCGAAGCCUGACACAACCACGCCCAGUGAGCCGACAGAUCAAGCGGAAGACGAAAUGGGCCGUCUUGAGCAGCUUGUCAAAGAUCAUGAGAGGGGUGAUAUUCCGAAGAUAGACUGGCUGGACAGACUCGCUUUCAGGCAGAUCGCGGCUCUACAUGCGGCUGAGACCGCUAAAUCACCCCAUCUCUACCUAUACGUCGACCUCCCCAAGUUUGACUUCCCCGUCAUCUACUCUGAAGCCGAGUCUCAGAUCCCCCUUCCGCCUGCUCCGACUCUACCCACCCAGACUCCCCAACCACAGAACAUACCGGUACUCAAGCCGAACUCGAUCGCGAACAACCCAUACCUCUGGCGGACAUACGACCCAGACGCGUGGCGCGAAAACCCGGUCGAGAUCAAGCAUCGGAAGCUGCUCAGAAGUCAGCGAUUGGGCGAUGCGGGCAGAGAUCUGAAGCCGGGACCUGCGGAUCGGGAUAGACUGAAUGAGAUCUUCCGCUUCCCACCUACCACUCCACUCUCGCCGGCGGACAAGGAUCUCCUCUGGAAGUUCCGCUUUUCGCUCUUCCGCUCCCCUCGAUCAUUGACCAAGUUCCUCAAGUGCGUCACAUGGUCGGACCCCAUCGAGGCAAAGCAGGCGGUGGAGAAGCUGUUACCGUUAUGGGGCAGCGAGGUGGGCAUUGAUGAUGCACUGGAGCUACUCGGACCGGGCUUCAAGGAUCGGAGAGUCAGAGCGUUUGCGGUGAAGCGAUUGGAGAGGGCGGAGGACGAUGAGCUACUUCUCUACCUCCUCCAGCUCGUCCAAGCGCUCCGGUUCGAUACUACCGCGGCCGCAACUUCCCGCUCGAGCCGUAGACGACAAAGCGUAUCCACACCUGCUGAAGCAGACAGCGGUCUUGCCGACUUCCUUAUCGACCGCGGGGCCGGCAAUGCCCUCUUCGGCACGUCGCUGUUCUGGUAUCUCAUGAUAGAGGUCAUCGACAAUUCGCCCAUAUCAAAAAUGUACGCCAAGGUCGCAGAUGGCUUUAUGCGGAAGCUGGAGAGUACCCCAGAAGGCACCAUCCAGCGUCAGGUCCUGAAGCGGCAGGCGGAGCUGGUAGAUAUCUUGUCUACCCGAGCGAAGGACGUGAGGGCGAGUAAGGAUGUGCGGCAGAAGAAGAUCGAGAAGUUGCGCCACUGGCUCGGCGACAGCAAACAUGGGCUAUCGCCCCUUCCUUCCCCUCUCCCUCUACCGCUCAAUGCCCGGAUCUCCGUCACAUCCGUCACCUCCGACAAGUCAUCCGUCUUCAAAUCCAACCUCUUCCCUUUACUCUUGUGGUUCGAAACGGCCGACACGUCCCCCAAUCGCCUAGACGACGAUCCCGAUAUCGAGGCUCCGGCAAUGAUCACACCAGACUAUCCCGUCAUCUUCAAAAACGGCGAUGAUCUUCGACAGGACCAGCUCGUCAUCCAGCUCUUCUCGCUCAUGGACCGGCUUCUCCGGCGGGAGAAUCUGGACCUCAGGCUGUUGCCGUACAGUGUCCUAGCGACGAGUAGGGAGGAAGGGAUGAUUCAGUUUGUGCCGAGUAAGAGUCUGGCGGCGAUCAUGGCGGAGCAUGGGAGUUUGCAGAAUUAUCUGAGGUUGGAACAUGCGGAUGAUGGGGCGUUGGGGAGUUAUGGGAUCGAGGCGGGGGUCAUGGAUACGUUUGUGAGGAGUUGUGCUGGCUACUCUGUCCUGACCUACGUGUUGGGCGUCGGAGAUCGACAUCUCGAUAAUCUGAUGCUCGCGCCAGACGGACAUUUCUUCCAUGUGGACUACGGCUACAUCCUCGGGCGCGACCCCAAGCCCUACCCGCCCCCCGUCAAAGUCUGCAAAGAGAUGGUCGACGCGAUGGGCGGCACGACGUCCGCGCAUUACGCCAGAUUCCAAUCUUUGGCGUACACGGCCUUCAUCGGUCUUCGGAAGAACGCCAAUCUCAUCUUGAAUCUGGUGGCAUUGAUGGUGGAUGCUGGGAUUCAGGAUAUUCAGCUCGAGCCCGAUAAGGCUGUAUGGAAGGUCCAAGAAAAGUUCAUGCUGGACGUGAGCGAGGAGGUGGCGAUCAAGCAGUUUGAGGCGUUGUUGAACGAUACGAGCUAUUUGACGGUCAUGUUCGAUCGGAUUCAUGAUUGGUCAGCUGUUGUCUGCUCCUUGUCCCAGACAGAAGCCAAGCUGACGUCGUGUAGGGCUCAGUAUCUACGAGAUUAG